Lottia gigantea (owl limpet) is the source of this 1989-nucleotide messenger RNA. RefSeq lists its product as hypothetical. The coding region runs from base 196 to 1989 and encodes 597 amino acids. The transcript has 5 exons. The record is from RefSeq and is a predicted model, not a curated record. Lineage: Eukaryota; Metazoa; Mollusca; Gastropoda; Lottiidae.
ACGUGAUGGAGCACAAUUUCUCGUGGAAUGACGUAAAUGAAUUGGGGAUGUCCUGAAUUUCCAUAAAUAACUUAUACUAAAUAGCAGAAAGAAGAAAAUCAACAUCAUCCUGAAAUAAUGACUGAUGAAAUUUUUCAGGAUUUUGAGACUUAUACAGUUUCUCUCAUCGGUUCAUCAGCGGUAUGAUACAUCAAAAUGAACAAACAGUUCGUGUUUAUAGUAGUGUCAACAAUAUUAGUAUUGUUUUGGGUUCUGAUGGACAGCUCAUUUAUACGAUAUUUUGAGAGUUUUAAACUGAGGAUAUCAACAACUUUUAGUGAAAUUAGUACAUAUCACGAAAACUCGCAGUUACUUUUACUGGUACAAAAAGAAAAAUUAACUUGCCAAUUACCGGAAUUCACAAGUAUUGAACAAUGUCGAAAUAUCAACAAGGAAAAUACCUGUUCAUACACAUGUAAAUGUUAUAAAUACCUGACUAUAAAGUUACCUGGAGUAUACCAAAUUCCCAUAUCUACACCAAUACAAGAUAUGGUAAGUGUCGAGGCCAUGACUUUAAGAGACCCAGAGUUUCUUGACUUAAGUGACACUGCUAGUGUUAAGCUUACAAAGUUAUCGUUUUUAACCUCAGUCGACAAUAUUCGGGUUGGAGAUGAAUUCAAGAUCCUGAUUCAGCUGUUUGAUGGUGCUGGUCGACCACGACAAGUAGGUGGUGAUGAUGUCAGAGUAUGGAUUAAAUCUUCAGACUUUGUUUAUAAGGCAUCUGGAGAAGUUGUAGACCAUUACAACGGAACUUAUGUGGCAACAUUUAAAGCCAUUUGGGAAGGCAAUUCAUUAAUAUUCUUUAAAUUGGCCUACACAAGAGAGGAACUUGCCACUAGGUUUAUGUGGAACCGUCAGUACGGAACACUAUCUUACCUUGUAGGCCAAUAUAAGAAAGCCGAGGUCGUCGAAUAUACUCCCUGCACUUUCUUCCAAACUAUACCAGGGCAUGGCGAAGUGUGUAACUUUACAAUGCUAAACAAUGGACAACCAUGGUAUUGUGGAAAACCAAAUAGUACAAAACUAGGAUGUGCGGAUAUAAACUUAUUCAAAGAAUAUGGUCAAACUCAUAUCCCUUUAACAAAAGCCCAAAGAGAAUUAAUAUUUAACAGAAAAUCUCAUAACAGAAUAUUGAAGACUAAACUAAAAUUUCAUUUUCAAAAUGGACAAUUGCUGAAACUAAACCAAAACUGUAACGUUUUAGACAAAAAAGAGACGUGGAACACCAAGAUGCCAUCGGGAUAUUUUAAUAGCAGCAAAUGGAUAUCGUUAAAAUGUAAAAAUACCCUUGAUAAUUCAUCUUUCGAAUCAUGUUUAAAAAACAUGGACGUCAUCAUCAUGGGCGACUCCACCACUCGUCAGUAUUUUUCUUACAUUACUUCUAAAGUCGUUCAUGACUGUAUACUUGUCACUGAAAAAUGGAAGUGGCCUCAAUGGCAUUCACCUAGUAAAUGUGUCUCUAAGAAUAGAAACCUUACAAUUUCAUGGAAUCCCCAUGAAUUGCCUUUCUCGGAUGCCAAAUUACAGGGAGGUGAACUUAAUCUCAAGUCAACGGCAAGGAUUUUAAAUGAACUACCAUCCAAUCGAAAAAUAGUGUUCGUGAUACAUUAUUAUGCUCACAUGAUACGUCAGCACUCCGCAAUUGUUUUACGGGCAAUACGUGGUCUCAAAAGUGCCAUAAAGAAAGCGUUAUCCAGGAACAAGAAUGUGGUAAUUGCUGUCAAAACACCACAUUCGUUUGGUGAAUCAAGGUGUGAGUCGCACUUUGCUGAUUUUAUGGGACCAGUUUUUAUUGAAUUAUUUAAUAGGGAAUUUCGAGAAUUACAGGAUUCCAUUUUAAAUUUAAAUGUAUGGGAAAUGAGUGUAGCGAGUGAAAAUUUCCUACUCCAUCCCAAGGAAAUUAUUGUACGGGAACAUUUACGCAUGUUAUUUGGAUAUAUAUGUAAUUGA